Messenger RNA from Peromyscus leucopus (white-footed mouse), 6854 nucleotides. It is a transcript of the gene Cers6, whose product is annotated as ceramide synthase 6. Gene Ontology annotation, molecular function: sphingosine N-acyltransferase activity; DNA binding. The coding region runs from base 166 to 1341 and encodes 391 amino acids. The record is from RefSeq and is a predicted model, not a curated record. The transcript is spliced from 11 exons. Gene Ontology annotation, cellular component: membrane. Gene Ontology annotation, biological process: ceramide biosynthetic process. NCBI's taxonomy places the organism in Eukaryota, Metazoa, Chordata, Mammalia, Rodentia, Cricetidae.
AGCCGUGAGCCUGGGAGCGCAGCAGCCGCGGAGGAGGCGGCGACAGGCGGGAGCAGCGGCCGCACAGGCUCCGGGCCAGCCCAGCGCGCAUCCCCGGCGGGCGCCCUGCGCUGCAGAGAGCUCGGAGGAGCGCGGGAGCCUCGACCCAGGAGUGGACAAAGCAAGAUGGCAGGGAUCUUAGCCUGGUUCUGGAACGAGCGGUUUUGGCUUCCGCACAAUGUCACCUGGGCAGACCUGAAGAACACGGAGGAAGCCACCUUCCCGCAGGCGGAGGACCUUUACCUCGCCUUCCCCCUGGCCUUCUGCAUCUUCAUGGUGCGGCUCAUCUUCGAGAGAUUCAUAGCCAAACCAUGUGCCAUAGCCCUCAACAUCCAGGCCAGUGGACCACAAAUUGCCCAGCCAAACGCCAUUCUGGAAAAGGUCUUCACUGCUAUAACAAAGCAUCCCGAUGAGAAGCGACUGGAAGGACUCUCCAAGCAGCUGGACUGGGAUGUUCGGAGCAUUCAACGCUGGUUUCGACAAAGGCGCAACCAGGAAAAACCCAGCACCCUGACCAGGUUCUGUGAGAGCAUGUGGAGAUUUUCCUUUUACCUCUAUGUCUUCAUCUAUGGAGUCUGGUUCUUGAAACAGACUCCUUGGUUGUGGGAUACGAGACACUGCUGGUAUAACUACCCCUACCAGCCACUCACUGCUGACCUUCACUACUAUUAUCUCCUGGAGCUGUCAUUUUAUUGGUCUUUAAUGGUUUCCCAGUUCACAGAUAUCAAAAGGAAGGACUUUGGCGUUAUGUUCCUGCACCACCUUGUAAGCAUUUUCUUGAUAAGCUUUUCAUAUGUCAACAACAUGGCCCGAGCAGGGACCCUGGUCCUCUGUCUUCACGACUCAGCCGAUGCUCUGCUAGAGGCUGCCAAAAUGGCAAAUUAUGCCAAAUUUCAAAAGAUGUGUGAUCUUCUGUUUGUCAUGUUCGCCAUGGUUUUUAUCACCACGCGGCUGGGCAUAUUUCCUGUCUGGGUGUUAAAUACCACACUGUUUGAAAGUUGGGAGAUCGUCGGACCUUUCCCUUCCUGGUGGGUUUUCAACCUGCUACUGAUGCUAGUACUAGGCUUGAACUGCUUCUGGUCUUACUUGAUUGUAAAAAUAGCUUGCAAAGCUGUUUCAAAAGGCAAGGCUGGGAAGUGGAACCCUUUGCAUGUAUCCAAGGAUGACCGGAGCGAUCUUGAAUCUAGCUCAGAAGAUGAGGACUCAGAACCUGCAGGGAAGAAACCACACGCUUCGACAACCAACGGAACCAGUGGUACCAACGGAUAUCUCAUAACUGGUCCAUGUUCCAUGGAUGACUAAUUACCCAAAACUAUAAGUCUUCAACAAAGUGAACUGUUCGUUCCUGGAAGUAUUUAAUAAGUUGCAAAUGCGGUUCCUUUCAUGAUAUCUCAUCACCAGAGACAAAAAUUAGGAUUCUCAAAGCAUUCUGAAUAGUGUCCUGCCAUGUGUCCUGUCUGUGAAUGAAGAAGAAAUCCCAUUCUCUCUAUGUAGGCAUGCUGUAUGUGACUGACACAAGGAAACAGUGUUUGCAUUUGUCUCGGAAUAUUAUUUAUUUUUUUGAUUUGUUUGUAAAUCUGUGGACAGGCAAGGAUUCCCUCGCUCCUUUUACUCUGGGCUCAUGACUGACCGUGAAGGAGAUGCUCCAUCUGUUUCUACCCCUUUCUCAUGCUGUAGUCCAGUGUGCCAUGAGCAUCAGCUGACCUUAUCACUUAGACCAAGUAAAACCCCAUGAAAUAUCCUCACGCAGUUCCCGAUAGGUUGGCUUUCUUUCCAUUCUGCACCCAUUUUAUAGUUGCCCAUGUAGUUGGUGACUGUUGUCCCGUGUGAGUCUAAACAGGAUGAACCAGGCAUUUUAGCUGUCACUCUUUGUGGUCAAUUAGCAGUUCAAAUGGAGAGAGAGAGCUAGUAGGGCACUUUGGGAUUUUGUAUGAAAUUGCUUUGGAAUAGAUUUGUCUCUUUGGAAAUUGCUUUGUCUCUUAUGCACAAACUUGAGAUCUCAUUAGCGUGGUAGAUAGUUGGGAGUUGACCUUGUUGGGAACAAAGUUCCUUUGCUCUCCAGUGAGGCCAGUGGUCUGAUUCUGAAACAGUGUGGCCAGCUUAAGCUCACAGACAGGAAGGGACCCACAGACUGCGGACUUGCUCUGUGUUCUGGGAAUCACAGGAGGCUAGCAACUGACUUCCACCAGGUCUUGCCUCAGUUCCUACUCUAUUAGCACAGUCUUCCGUCCUGCCGUGUGAAAAAGAAGCUAAGAACGUUUUGAGGCAGAUAAAGAGGGAAUCUUUUAAGAGUUGGCAAAGACUAACUUCAUGUGAAGCACUUUACUGCCACCAGCUCUCGAGAGAAAGCCUCAUCUAGGAUUUGACUUGUUUUAUUUUGCUGAGAAAAAAAUAAGUCCAGUGGGAGAAAGACCAUUUACCCUUGGCCUUUCUCUUUAAAUGCAUCCCACAAUGACUUUCUCAUUGCUAGAAGCAUCAGGCUUGCACUGCAAGUUGAGUUUGUUUCAUUUACUGUUUUGAAGACUCAUGGGGACCCCUAAGGAUUUUUAUUCAAGUGGAGCUAUUUCCAGAAGAACAUCAGAACUUCUACUGGACAAUGGCAGUGACAGCCAUGAGAAAAAUUACCAAAGAGUAAGUUCAUGAGAGCAUCCCCUCCUCCCCAACCAGGGCAUUGUCACUGGUGUGUGGCUACGGCAACCACACAGGGGAGCCAAGGACUUUACCUCAUCUCAUCUUUAGUAAAAAGGGAAUCCAAUGGUAAUACAAAUACUCCUAAGUCAAACAUCACCUAAAACAGGAAUCUAAAGUAAUCAGGGCACUGAGCAGCCAACAGCAAAAUGCUGCAGUGUAUGUCUGUCCUGCCCAGAGCCAUCCACAUUUCCCUUGAUUUUUUUAAAUUAAAUCUUCAUACCCAUCCUUUGAAGCCUGUGGGUGAAUAGUUAAGAGAAGACUCCAAAGAACUCCGGCUGCAGUGUUAGAUCUUUCUCCACCCAACUACAAAGCAGUAUUUUCUGGUAUGGUCCAGAUAAUAAUUUUAAAAGCUUGGAAACAUGUCUGCUUGUUGCUGUAGAAGACAAGGCAACUGACUGUGUGUUUUGAGCCUUGCUGAUUUAUUAACCCAAACAGUUGUGUGUCUAGGAGUGAACCUUGGAAGUGUUUGAGUUUAUGAGACCAGUGAUAAGACACCAAAGUGCAUUUGUACAAAUACAGAUAGAUAGAAAACAAAGCAGUGUUGAGGAGGUGAGCCUUUUCCUGAGCUGAGCUAAGGAGCAUGCCCAUCUUGCUUAAGUGUCUGGGCCCCUCCUCCUCCUCCUCCUCCUCCUCCCAGGGGUGGCAUGAACUUGAGAGCCACAGUAUAUUUGAAUUUGAACCAAGUGACCCUUUUUUGCACAGAAGAAUUUUAAGAUCAAUUUGUACAAAUUCAGAAGAGGUAUGUAAAAAUGAAGUAAGUUGAUUCUGCCCGUAUCAAAGGCAGUUCUGAACCUGCUAGAGUUAGGGAUGUGCUUUCUGACUGACACCAGUAACUUGACCGGUUCGUCUACUGUGUCUGUAGAUUUUUGUUUCAUUUUUGCAUUCUAGAGAAAAUAGUUCCAUUUGGUGAAUUGAAAUGGUGUUUGUAGGCUUUCCCUGGAAUAGAAUAUAUCUCUGUCUGCUCUUCUCCCAUAGUGACUGGAUAAGACUAAGCACAGACACUGUGUGAGGAAUCUUGUCCACCCAUGCCCUGCCAUAGCCGUCAGAAGUGUGAUUUCUAAAUCCAGUUGUAGGUUAGUCUGAGUGGUGGUCUCAUUAAUUAUCAUAGUCUGUGGUGAUGUCCCCUUCCUCCUGGUUGCAUUCACAUUUCCCAGGGUACCAAGGUGUGUGUAGAAAGGACUCUAGAAAAAGUAACUUGAUCACCAGUGUUAUAGCUUACCUAGAUUUAGUGGGGGGAGAGUAGGAAAUCAAGUAGAAUUUGGCCUUGAGUCAAUAAAUGAUAUAGCCGUGUGUGGUUUGUGUGUGUAUACGUAUGUUCCUCCAAAAAACAAUAAAACCAAAUUAGUACUGAUUCACCUUCAUCCAUCCUGUCAUAAAGAGAUACAUUCACAUGUACUGUAGAAACUUCCCUUCUCCUUGGUUUUGCCUCCCACCUGCUGAGAGGAGCCAAACCCUUCCAGCCUCUUAUCCACAGAGCUCCCUGAGAGAGAACCCAGGCCCUGAGCACCUGCUGUCACACUUAAGCCAAAUCCAGUUCGCUCUCUCAAACUUAGUCCUGUGGACGAUGAGAGGAGAGGAGCAACCAGAAGGACAGUAUUGUGGGUCAUUCGGGUGUUCGUUGUAAAAAUGAGGGUGAUUACCAUUUAACCCCAGGGUUCGAAUGCUGCUGAAUUGCCAAACAGAGGACAUCCCCAAUCCCCCUCUGAUCAUGCCCCUGGCAUCUGACAGAGAAGAACAAGGCAGAAAAGCCAGGGAACAAGCAAGGCUAGAUCAGAUCUUUAGUUCAUCUGAUGGGUGAGUCUCCAAAUGUCAAAUUCUCAUCUGAACGCAGCCAUAUACUCAGCCACAGUGCUGCACUCCAGGAUGGGCUGCCUGUGCUCCUGUGGUCCCAAAGGCACUGAGAGGCAAUACUGUCUGCUUGUGUGUAAGUACACUCAGUGAUGCUCAUAGAAUAACAAAAUCGGCGCAGGACACGUUUCUCAGAACGUGUCCCUAUUGUUACGUGACAUACUUGGUAGAGUUUGAGUUUGAGCAAACUGAAUGCCUUCCUUCAUCUUAGAUAGAAAGGGUCUGAAUCUUCCACCUUGCAUUUAAAUCUCAUUGUUAUUUGAGCUAAGCAAAGAUGGGACUUGGUCGUAGUUUGUCUGUUAAAAAUGACUUCUUUGUGGUUUACGUAUGUCUUUGCUGACAAGCUCUUCUGAGAGAAUGUAUGAGUACCCUUGAUUAUCUCCAACCCCUUCAUCAUCUUGUAUUAGUAAUCAUUUGGGUGGAAAUUAAUGCCAAAGUUGCUUGGAUAUUUGAGUAUUUUUUUUUAUUUGAAGUGUAAAAAGUAUACAAAUUUACUCCAAAGGUGUAUGCAGGUCCAUUGAUCAUUAUGGGCAAUGAUGUCAUUAUAUCCAGAGAGGCUUCAACACCUUUGGAAAUAAAAGGUUAAGUGUUCACAUUUUAUGUGGUGUUUGUGGUCUUAAGGCUCUUACUUGCUUAUUUUCUUGUCUUUAACUUAUUUCUGCUUAGUAAAUAAGGAACUGUAGCCCUGAAAUGUUUCUAACAUCCAAAUGAGAAAAAAGUCAAGUAAGAUAAAAGUCAGCCUUAAAGGAACGUGAUCACAUGGCUCUUUCAGGUUGUUGUGUAGAAAGAAAGAAAUGGAGAGAGCCCUGUUUACUGCACUCACCUUCCAGUAUGCUGUCCCUGGCAGGAAGGAUUGCAAACAGUUCUUUUAAAAAGUGAAACAAGGCUUUUUCCAGAUGUAUUCUUUCCAAGAUCUGUUUCUCUUGCUGAGUUGAAAUUGUGCCAUUCUCCAAAUGCUAUAGACUAAUUAGCUACAUUCUACCAAUCACGUUUUAGAUCUACGAAACAAAUGGGCCAAAGGAGGACCCUGUAGUUUACCUGUGUGUACAUGGCACCAGCUCGCCCCUAGGGGGCGCCAAGCAGAUGUGAGGGAGCCCUGGUCACAGCUGUUGAAACUCCUCUAACCAAUACUUAAAGGUAGCUACUUUUCAUAAAGAAAAUUGUAUUGAAGAACAUAAAUCAUCAUAAAUAAUGGAAUCUGGAGACACCCCGAUGAGAACCUUAGCCUCUUGCAUAAUUUUGUGUCUUGAAUUUAACCAAGAGCCUUUGAAAUGAAUGCCAUUGGCAGAUGGGUCCAUGGAGGCCCCACCAACUCUAACAAAUUAAAAAGGCUCUGCCACCGGAUGACAUCUGUAUGGAACUGGGCAUUUUCAGGAUUGCCAGGAAGUGAUGAGAGGGUACUGUUAGCCUAGAGUCUGUCCUGCUUGUCUCAUUCACUUACAGUCCUUUUGGCCUCCUGGAACUCUGGUAACAGAAAGCCAAAUGCUAACAUGUCUCUGCUUUCAGUUUCCCGGUGACCCUUAGAUUGGCUCUUCCCACACCUCCUCCUCUGCCUGGUCCCAUUUUCCUGGGAGGGAAAAAAAAAAAAGCCUGUGCCCAUGUACAUGUGUUUUCUGAACCCAGGUCCAUGAAUGCUUAGCUUCCUGUAUUGUGAGUUGUCUGGGAACCAAGGUACAGCAGCAGUCAUCAUAGUUUCUAUGUUCAGUCAAAAAAAAUUGAUUUCAUUCAUAUUUCUUAUCCUUUUUGCCUACAGUAAAUGUCAUAAGCUAUCUGUAAAACUGUCCUUAAUGUGAAGAAUUUUUUUUAAAUGUUAGCUACAAAACUCUGGAAUAUAAUGUUGUGAUUCUGGAACUUCUUGCUCAAAGGUUAAUUAACAUAAAUGUGGAAAACACUCCAGUUUGAUUUCCCCUAAGCUCACAGUUUUCAUAACUCCUUCACCCAAGUCAUUUUCAGUGACCUUUAUGGCCUUUUGCUGUCAUAGAAAAGGAUGGUGGUUAAUUUGGGGAUGUGUUUCUCUUUUCCAACUUUCAGCGAGAACUAGGGUAGGUGCUGGAAGCUCUUUGUUCCCUAAAGACUGUUCAGUCCUUGAGCAUCUGUCAGAAGUGAAAUGGUGUACCAUUAGCCAAUUAGAAUUCUUCUGUGUACUGUUACCGUGUUUUGCUGAUUUUUAUAUGGAAAUAUAAUUAUUCAUUCUUGAUCUUUGGAAGUAAUCAUUAUUAUGAGGAUCAUUUUACUUUGGAAACACUUUCAUAAUAAAGAUAAGCAUUAAGAGUACA